This is a messenger RNA of Oryza brachyantha (malo sina), 1507 nucleotides long. RefSeq lists its product as uncharacterized. The transcript has 2 exons. The record is from RefSeq and is a predicted model, not a curated record. The coding region runs from base 252 to 1124 and encodes 290 amino acids. Lineage: Eukaryota; Viridiplantae; Streptophyta; Magnoliopsida; Poales; Poaceae.
CGUCUCUUCUCUCUCUCUCUCUCCCUCUCUCCAUCCAAAUCUCCUCUCUUUUUUUCCCCAAAUUAGAUCGAACAAAUUCGUAAAUUAAUCUCUUAAAAACACGCGAAUUGAAUCGAGGAGAGAUUAGCACGAGACGUUUCGGUCCCUUUUUGGGAGCUAAUCGUGUGGUUUUUUGUCGAUUUUUUGUUGGGGUGUUAAUCUAGGGUUAGGGUUUCGGAUCUGGACGAGUAGUCCCGGCCCCAAAUCCGUCCAUGAAUGACCCGAUGAUGCGGCCGCCGGCGCAGCAGUACCAGAUGUGGGCGGCGCCGGCCCCGCCGCCGCCGCCGCUGCCGGCGGCGAUGAUGGAGGUGUUGCCGGUGGUGUUCGUCGGGGGGAAGCCGGCGAGGCCGGCGUGGAAGCGGGUGGCGAGGCAGCAGGGGUGGAAGCGGAAGGCGCCGGCGGCGGGGGCCGGGGCGAGGUGGGGCGGAGCGGCGGCGCCACGCAACACGACGUCGUACCUGAUCCGGGCCAAGCGGGCCGGGGGCGUCGCGUCGCUGGUGUCGCCGUGCCCCGUCACGCCGGCCGUGCUGCCGACGCCGCAGCUGUCGCCGGCGCGCGAGGUGCUGGUGGAGAUGGCCAAGGAGAAGUGGGGCGUCGACGGGUACGGCUCCAUGAAGGGCCUCAUCCGCCUCCGCUCCCAGGCCACCGACGCCGGGGUCCUCCCCGGCGAGGGCGAGGAGUCCGGAUCCGGCGAGAGCGACGUGGAGGAGCACAUCGAGGUUGAGCGCCGCCUCGACCACGACCUCAGCCGCUUCGAGAUGGUGCAGCUCCCUGCCGCGGCCGGCGACGGAGAGGACGAAGACGACGACGAGGAGGAGGCCGAGGAGGCCCGCGCCGCGCGGCUGGAGGAGGAGAACCUGACACUGCGCGAGCGCCUCUUCCUGAUGGAGCGCGACAUGGACGACCUCCGCCGCCGCCUCCUCGCCGUGGAAUCCCUCUGCCGUGACCGCCACCGCGACGGCUGCGUGGUGGACGCGGCGGCCACCGGCGCCGAGGAGACGGUGCUCUCGGAGAGUGUGGCCGGGGUGGACCUCGCCGGCUUCGGAGACGACGCUGACACGGCGGCGGACGCCAUGAAAGCGUGAAGCAGACGAAGGCGCUGUUCUCAACUGUACAUAGGUUCCCUGGUUUCCCCUGUGCAGAUGUUGAUGUGAAGAGUAGGCAGAACAGAAGCAGCUUAGCUUAGAAAUUACUCUUCUUCGUUGCAUCCUCUUGUGGUUUAAUCUUGAUUUGUUAGUAGCCUCUUGCAGUAACUAGUCCAGUUCCAUUUCUUCUUGUAGAAUCAAUCAAAUCAAAUCAGGCAAUGGAUGAAGAUGAAAUGGGCAAGCAAGAACACAAGAUUGAAGUGCGUGCCAUGAAAAGGUUUGGUGCGAGGUAGGGAGAUGAGCAAAACCGGUGAAGCCAACCAAAGAAUCCUCCUCCCUUUUGGUGUGUUUGGUUUUGGUAUGGUGCUCGUAGAAUUGGAAGA